UCCUCCUUGGAUGAUGAGCGGCCACAUACACGGCUCAUCCUCUGUCCGAAACAAGGAAAUCCAGACACGAUGCUCUCGUCGCCAUCUCCUCCCACCCUUUGCAGCAGCAGCCUCCUCACCUCCUGCUCCGGCCACCACCACUCCCCAAGCCGCCACCGCACGCGCCUACGCAGCUCCAACCCCAACGCCCCGACCUUCCCAAAGCCCAACCCCGACCCACCUCGCCGUCUGCUCGGAGAGGACCGCCGCCUCAGCUCGCUCGUCCACCGCGGCGACCUCGACGCGGCGCUCCGCGUCAUCGACUCCUCCCCCUGCCCGCCCGACGUCCAGCUCGCCAACAAGCUCGUCCGCGACCUCUGCCGCCGGGGCCGCCCGGCCGACGCCGCGCGCGUCGUCGACGCGUGCGGCCCCGCGGCCACCGCCGUCACCUACAGCGCGCUGGCCGACGGGUACUGCCGCGCGGGGAGGCUCGACGACGCGCGCCGCGUCGUCGACGGCAUGCCCGUCCCCCCCACCGCCUACGCCUACAACCCGCUCAUGCACGCGCUCUGCGUGCGCGGCCAGGUCCGGGACGCGCUCGUCCUGCUCGACGGAAUGCUCUGCCGCGGCUGCGCCCCCGACGUCGUCACCUACAACAUCCUCCUCGAGGCCGCCUGCAAGGGCGCCGGGUACCGGCGGGCCCUGGAGCUGGUCGACCUCAUGCGCGACGAGGGCUGCACGCCCACCAACGUCACCUACAACGUCAUCAUGGACGGGAUGUGCAGGGAGGGCGACGUCGACGCCGCCCGCCAGCUGCUCAACAGCCUGCCUUCUUACGGGUGCAAGGCCAACACCGUCAACUACAACACCGUCUUGAAGGGCCUGCGCACCGCCGGGCGAUGGGGGGAUGUUGAGGAGCUUAUUGACGAGAUGUUCGGCGAGGACUGUCCCCCGAGCGAAGCGACUCUCAGCGUGGUCAUCAGCCAGCUGUGUCAAGAAGGGUUGCUCCAGCAGGCGGUUCGGCUUCUCGAGAAGAUGUCGAAGCAUCAGUGCACGGCAAGUGUUGCUUCUUACAAUGCCGUCAUCGGCGGGCUAUGCGAGCAAGGUCAUGUGGCUAAUGCCUUGGAGUUACUACAGAAGAUGCAAUCCUGUGGUUGCGAGCCUAAUACUUUCACCUUUGAAAUUAUAGUCAAGGGUUUGUGCAGUGUUGAUCGUUGGGACCAUACCACCGAGGGUUUGUGCAGCCCUGAUAUUUCACCAUUCAAUACACUCAUUGCUUUAUUGUGUCAGAGAGGGUUGACGGUGCAGGCCAUUCAAGUAUUCAAGCAAAUGCCCAAGAAGGGCUGCACUCCUGAUUCAACCACUUACAGUACGCUAAUAGACGGGCUUGCCAAAAGUGGCAAUAUGGACCAGUCACUUGAGCUGUUGAAUGAAAUGGGCAACAAAGGAUUCGACCCAGAGGUAAAUUAUAAGCUGUUAGCUGAGUAUCUGCAUGACGAGGCUAAAAUUGAGGAGGCAAUUCAGAUGGUUCAUAAACUGCAAGAUAAAGGCAUAUCACCCCACACUGCUCUCUACAAUACAAUACUAUUAGGGCUUUGUAGAAAUGGCAAAACAGAUCAUGGUAUUGAUAUUUUGGCUAAUAUGGUGUCUGAUGGUUGCAUGCCUGAUGAGUCGACUUACAUUAUACUCAUCGAAGGCUUGGCACAUGAGGGCUGUAUGAAGGAGGCAAGAGAAUUGUUAAGCAAGUUGAGUUCUAAAGAUGUUCUCAUUGACAGUUUGAUCAAGAAUGAUGGUUUGUUGUUAGAUCAAAGUAUUCACACUUCUUGAGCGCUGAUGAGAUCAAGGCUAGCUUGCUGUUUUGACUGUGGCAUGUCAUAGCAAUGGGGUAGGAUAGUGCUUAUACACUGCUUCAGUUUUGUUGGAAACUGCACGGCAAACACUAGGAUGAUUUUGGCGACCAAAUUGGUGCGUAUGAGU
This is a messenger RNA of Lolium perenne, 1956 nucleotides long. RefSeq lists its product as uncharacterized. The record is from RefSeq and is a predicted model, not a curated record. NCBI's taxonomy places the organism in Eukaryota, Viridiplantae, Streptophyta, Magnoliopsida, Poales, Poaceae. Gene Ontology annotation, molecular function: protein binding.